AUGCUCUUCACAUCAAUUCUACUACCUGGUCUCCUCGCCAGCAGUGUCCACGCUCUACCACAAACAACAACGCCGUCCUCCUCAAUUGCACCACAAGCAUACCCUCAAAAAUGUACAUCUCCCGAAUUACGAAAAGAAUGGCGACAACUCAACGCCAAAGAACGAAAAGCCUACACCGACGCAGUCCUCUGCUUGAAAACAAAACCCUCUCGCAUUGGAUUGAUCCACUUCGUCGCCUCCUUCCUCCCCUGGCAUCGCUACUUCCUCUCCCUCUACGAAACCGCCCUCCGACAACAAUGCUCCUACGAAGGUCUCGUACCCUACUGGGACUGGACCCUCGACAGCCCCCACAACGUCUCCCAAUCCCCAAUUUGGUCCUCGAAAACCGGUCUAGGCGGCAACGGGAAUCCUCUCAAACCCGUCACCCUCAGCGACGGUUUCACGCGAAAUUGCAUCACAGACGGCCCAUUCCACAAUCUCAAAGUCUCGUAUUUUGGCCCUGGCUUAGAGGAACAUUGUCUGACUCGAAAUUUCAACGACGGGACAGAGCAGAUUGGGGAUAUGUUGGCUUCUGCUUACAAGCCGGAUGUUGUGAAUGAGAUUCAGAAUUCGAAGGAUUAUGAUUCGUAUCGGAGGACGUUGGAGUCUGGACCUCAUGGGGCGAUUCAUUCUGCUGUUGGAGGGGAUCUUGGUCCAGCGACGUCGCCGAAUGAUCCGAUUUUCUUCUUGCAUCAUGCGCAGAUUGAUCGGUUGUGGUGGUUGUGGCAGCAGAAGGAUCCGAAGAAGAGGAAUAUUGAGUUUGGAGGGAAUAAGAUGCAGGAAGAUGGUGGCGCGGAGGGAUCGUCUCCGAGAGCGGAGUUGAGUGACGUUCUGAGUGUAAGAGGUUUGGGUGGGGAUGUGAAGGUGAGUGACUUCAUGACGACGCAGAAUGAGAGGCUGUGUUAUAGGUAUUGA
This is a messenger RNA of Cercospora beticola, 954 nucleotides long. Its product is annotated as tyrosinase family protein. NCBI's taxonomy places the organism in Eukaryota, Fungi, Ascomycota, Dothideomycetes, Mycosphaerellales, Mycosphaerellaceae. The record is from RefSeq and is a predicted model, not a curated record. Gene Ontology annotation, molecular function: oxidoreductase activity.